Molecule: messenger RNA, 2754 nt
Organism: Dujonia railenensis
Lineage: Eukaryota; Fungi; Ascomycota; Pichiomycetes; Serinales; Debaryomycetaceae
Source: the annotation of a GenBank genome assembly
AUGGCGUCACAAGAGAAAAUUAAUAGUGUCACUAGUAUCACUAGUGCCGCAAGUUUCAGGCAGGUCGAAGACCACGAGAUUGAUUUAGCCGCAGUUACAUCUAAAGCGAUUUCUAUUGGGGAAGUUGGUGUAACCUUGACUAAUGAACAGAAACAUUUCAUUUUGAAGAGAUUGCACUAUGACGUCUUAGAAUCUUUGGAAGAUCUUCCAGUUGGAGCAACCUUUAUGAUCGAAAAAAUCGAAAAUUUGCUGGUCGAGGAAGCUUUAGAAAUCUUAAAGGAAAACUAUAAAGAUUUUGAGGAUGAUUUCAACUACCCAGCUGAGGAUUUAGAUUUAAAUUUAAGGUUAAUUGAACACACACCUGAUAAUUUCGAAAACAGUGUCAGAAACAACUUGGCAAAUCAGCUCGAUAGAAAGGAUGUUGAAAAGGUACUGACCGAAUCAGUCAACAUUAAUUCAGAUGCUGAUGGUCAGUUAGAAGCCAACCAACAUGAUUACCUUACAAUUGUUGACUGGGACUUACAGGUAAGAUUAGAAGCUGCUAUUGUCGCUUACCACUCACCUUACCCAGAAGUAAGAUCUGUUACACUUCCAUUCGACGAUCCAAAUACACCUGUUGAAACUUUAAGGGCAUAUGUUAUUGGUAUAAUCUGGUUAGGAAUCGGUGCAUUUAUUAACCAAUUCUUUGCAGAAAGACAACCUUCUAUUUCAAUGUCAACUGCUGUUGCUCAACUUUUCCUUUACCCAAGUGGUUUGAUUUGGUAUACUAUCUUUCCUGAUGUCACUGUUCCUCUUGGAAAAUUCUCAUUUAGAUUGAACCCUGGUCCAUGGACAUACAAAGAACAAAUGUUUGCUACCAUUAUUUAUUCUGUUGCUUCUGGUAGUCAGUAUAUCUCCUAUAACAUCUAUUCACAAAAGGUUGAUGUAUUCUACGGUAAUACUUGGGUAACCUGGGGAUAUCAAGUCUUAUUGUCACUCUCUACUAAUUUCUUAGGGUUCGGGUUUGCUGGUGUUUUGAGAAGAUUUGCUUGUUACCCAAUCAAAGCAAUUUGGCCAACAUUAUUACCAACUCUUGCUUUGAAUCAGGCCUUACUCAACCCUACCAAGAAAGAAAACAUCAAUGGAUGGAAAGUUUCGAGAUACUAUUUCUUUUUCACCACAUUUGGAGCUUCGUUCCUUUGGUUUUGGGUCCCAGAUUAUUUGUUUGGAGCAUUGUCAUACUUUAAUUGGAUGACUUGGAUCAAGCCUGAAAGUUUCAAUCUUGCAAUGAUCACAGGUAGUGUUGGUGGCCUUGGAUUAAACCCAAUCACCACUUUUGAUUGGAAUAUUAUUUCAUAUACUACUCCUUUGGUCGUGCCAUGGUAUACACUGCUUAAUGUUUACCUUGGUACGUUUCUUGCAUUACCUGUUAUUUGUGCCGUUUACUGGACAAAUAGUAAGUGGUCAGCUUAUCUUCCUUUGAACUCUAAUGGUCUCUUCAACAAUGUAGGAGAGACUUACCAAGUUGCUGAAGUUUUGAAUGACGUAGGUUUACUUGAUGAGGAAAAGUAUCAACAAUAUGGUCCACCAUUUUAUACUGCUGGUAACUUAGUUGUUUAUGGUGCAUUCUUCGCUAUUUAUCCAUUUGGUAUCUUUUACGAAAGUGCUGUUAGAUGGAAAGCACUUAAGCAAUCUUACUUUGAUAUCAUCGACACUUUUAAAGAUUUCAGAAAGCCAAUACUUGAACAGUUUCACGAUCCACAUUCCAAGAUGAUGUCCCGUUACCCAGAAGUACCAGAAUGGUGCUUCCUUGUCAUUUUAGUCAUUUCAAUUGUGUUAGGUAUUUUGUGUGUUGAAUUAUAUCCAACACAGACACCAGUGUGGGCUAUUUUCUUCGCUGUUGGAAUUAAUUUUGUAUUCUUGAUUCCAUUGACAUAUCUUGUUAGUUCCACUGGUUGGGGUUUCGGAUUAAAUGUCUUAGUUGAAUUGAUUGUUGGAUAUGCUCUCCCAGGUAACUCCCAAGCUUUAAUGAUUAUUAAAGCAUUCGGGUACAAUAUUGAUGGUCAAGCACAAAAUUAUGUUUCAGAUCAAAAGAUGGCACACUAUGCCAAGAUCCCACCCCGUGCACUUUUCAGAGGUCAGUUACUUGCAGUUUUCGUAGGUAGUUUCAUUGGAUUGGCUGUUAUGAACUGGCAAUUUACUUCUAUUGAAAAUAUUUGUCACCCAGGCCAAUCACAAAAAUUCACUUGUCCAAACUCGAGAACUUUCUUUUCUGCAUCCGUUUUGUGGGGUACAAUCGGGCCAAAGAGAGUCUUUGGUGGAUUGUAUCCAGUCUUGCAAUACUGUUUCUUAAUCGGAUUCUUGUUGGUUUUCCCAGCUCUUGCUUUCAAGUGGUAUGGUCCAAAGAGAUGGACAAGAUACUUCCAGCCAACUCUCUUCAUGGGUGGCUUCAUAAGUUAUGCACCAUAUAACUUGUCAUACUAUACUCCAGGUUUGUAUGUGUCCUAUUCUUUUAUGUACUACAUUAAGAAACACUACUUGACCUGGUGGGAAAAGUAUAAUUUUGUUUUAUCUGGUGGAUUAGACGCUGGUGUUGCGUUCAGUAGUAUUAUUAUCUUCUUUGCUGUUCAAUAUCACGACAAAUCUAUUAACUGGUGGGGUAACAAUGUCCCAUAUGUCGGAGUCGAUGGUGGAUAUGGACAGCAAUCAAUUCUCAAUGCUACCGAAUCUGCUCCAGAUGGAUACUUUGGUCCUAGAAUUGGACACUUUCCAUAA